This is a messenger RNA of Pyricularia oryzae 70-15, 1451 nucleotides long. RefSeq lists its product as uncharacterized. Gene Ontology annotation, molecular function: structural constituent of ribosome. Lineage: Eukaryota; Fungi; Ascomycota; Sordariomycetes; Magnaporthales; Pyriculariaceae. The transcript is spliced from 2 exons. The coding region runs from base 159 to 1223 and encodes 354 amino acids. Gene Ontology annotation, cellular component: mitochondrial large ribosomal subunit. Gene Ontology annotation, biological process: translation. The record is from RefSeq and is a predicted model, not a curated record.
AGGGGAGCUGAGCUCCAUUCUCGGCCGACGCGGUUGCAACCAAAAAUUUGGGAUGCAGAGAAGAGGGUGGCUUUUAUCGUGAUUUUAUUUCAGACGAAGACACAGAUUCGAGGUGGAGGGCGCGGUCUAUAGAGCACACGCACCCACACUUGCCCAUCAUGCCUCCUCGAGUCCAGUGCCCAAGUAUUGGGUCUGCCAUCAGACAACAGUCGCGCCAAAGGAUAUCGCCCAGGCAUCGACCAACAUUACAGACUGUCACCCCCGUCCUCGUUGAUUCAUCAGUACUGGCGAGGAGGACCUAUGCAACGGCUGCGCCAUUGUCUAGAUUAGGAGGCCUUCAGCUCCCGGCCGACUAUGUCCCCCCGACCCAGCCCCCCAGCGCCCGACGGCCAGAGACACGAAAGUCGCAGCUGCUCCGAGCAUACACGUCACUACUGAGGUCAACCCCUUUGACGCUCAUUUUUCAGCACAGCAACCUUACCUCGCAAGAAUGGUCCGCAGUCCGCCGAGAACUACGGGCCGCCUUGGCCAAGGUGCCGAUCCCGGCGACCCCCGAGGGUGUACCGCCACCCGUCGAUAUCGUCAAGAACAUCCAGCUACAGGUCAUCAGGACACGCAUUUUCGACCAGGCCUUCAAGGUGGUUGAGUUCUUCGACCCGGAGGCCGCAGCUGCCAAGACGCCUGGCAUGAAGAAGUACAAUCACGAUCUGUCCAAGGCGGCAUACGAGGCCACGUCCAAGAUUGACCUCGACGCUGUCCCGGAUUCAUCCAUGUACAAGCAGAUUGCUCCGCUUCUGGUCGGACCUGUCGCCCUUGUGACCUUCCCCGCCGUGUCUCCGGACCACGUCGCCGCCGUCCUGCGCACGCUGGCCCCUAGCGCACCGGCCUUCCCGGCCCCUACGAGGAGGGCGUGCCCCAGCUACCACGAGCCGAUCGCCCGCAGCGGCAUACAGAAGCUUCUGCUGGUGGGCGGCCGCGUCGAGGACCGCGUGUUUGACCUCGACGGUGUCAAGUGGCUCGGUGGCAUCCAGGGUGGCCGCGAUGCUCUCCGUGCCCAGGUGGUGCACAUGCUGCAGAGCGCCGGUCUUGGCCUCACCAUGGCGCUUGAGGGUGCGUCCAAGAGCCUGUGGCUCACCAUGGAGUCGAGGAGGACCCAGAUGGAGGAUGAAGCCAAGGGACCGGAAGAGGCUGCGGAGAAGAAGGAGGACGAGGCUCAGAGCUGAUUGUAUGAUGUUUUGUAUAGUAUGUUGGUGGUAGAUAUCAGUAAGAUACGAUACCUGUAAAAAGAUAGACACAUGGUUUACUACUAAAUGGUUUUUUUCUAGCAAAUGCAGCGAGCCCAUAUUAUCAGAGCAUUUCCUGCCUAGGUAGGUAUAGCGAAAUGCUAGAAUUGUAUACUUGUAUGAUGGCUUUAUUUCCCACCAGUUCAACUAGCUUAUAGUGAUCACAUA